Chlamydomonas reinhardtii is the source of this 4359-nucleotide messenger RNA. RefSeq lists its product as uncharacterized. Lineage: Eukaryota; Viridiplantae; Chlorophyta; Chlorophyceae; Chlamydomonadales; Chlamydomonadaceae. The record is from RefSeq and is a predicted model, not a curated record. Gene Ontology annotation, molecular function: helicase activity. The transcript has 14 exons. Bases 136 to 3981 code for a protein of 1281 amino acids.
GCACAUUAAUAUGUCAAAAAUAUCACCAUCAAAUUGAGCAUGGCGCAAACGGGCCUGAAACGAGUAAACGCAAGAAUUGCACGGUUUGGCGGGGGCCUCACCGAUCUGUGUCCCAGCGGGCGUAAGCUCACGUAAAUGCAAGUAAAGGGCAAUCGCAAGCGGGCGAACGAUGAGGGCGGGGCCCAGCAGGACGGCGAGGCAGUGCGCCUCGAGCUGGAUGUUAUCACCGGCUCCCUCUGGCAGCCGGCGUGUCAGGCGCUCGCCCCGCCUCCAACCAAGAUCCCGCUGGUGUUCUCCGACAAGGCCCAGUACCGGCGCACCUUUGAGCCGCUGCUGCUGGAGGAGGCGCGCGGCGCGGUGCGGUCCGAGUUCGAUGAGGCCAUGAAUGCGGGGCGCGGCUGGCCCGUGGUGGCCACUCGCUGCGCACCCACCAGGGAGGGCGUGUUCCACCUCACACUGCGCCCGGCGCAGUUCGCCGCCUCUGUGCCGCUGCGGGAGGGCGCGCUGGUGGUGCUGGUGCGCCCGCCGCCACAGGCCCUCAGCGAGGGCGGCGCGGCGGGCGCAGGAAAGCAGCAGGGGCAGCAGCGGGGCCGGGCGGCGGCGGCGGGCGUGGGCGUGCCGGCGCCGCAGAACCUGUGGGCGCAGGCGCGUGCGGCGGCGGCCAGCGCGGGCCGCUGGACACAGGGCGCCGGAGCGAGCGGCGGAGGGGGCGGCGGCGGCAGUGAGCCGGGCGAGGCGGCGGAGGCGCCGGUGCCGGUGCUGACUGGGCUGGUGCGGGUGCGGUGCCGCGACGCGGGCUCGGCGGUGGAGGUGUCGGUGCGGCCGUGCUGCGGCGCCCCCCAGCACCGGGCGAGGGAGGACUGCCCCUGCAAGGCGGUUCUGUCCCUGGUGGUGGGCGCCCACGUGUCCACCGAGCACGACGGUGACGGCGCCCCCCUCGCCGACGACCCGGCCCCCGAGCAAGCCGCCGGCGCCCCCGGCGCCACCGCAGCCGAUGCCGCCGGGGCCGCAGGCGGCGGCGGCGGAGCCGCAGGCGGCAACGGCGGUUCCGAGUCUGGCCCUCCAUGGCUGUGGCUGGUGCCGUUGAGUGGGCUGGUGACCAACGUGCGCGAGCUGCGGGUGCUGCAGCGCCUGGACCUCAUCCAGCUGCUGCCGGAGCUGCUGCAGCCGGCGGCGUACGGCCGGCAGGGCGGCGCGGAGCUGCCGCAGGUGUGGCCGCAGGACGCCCGCCAGGAGCCCUACUACCGCUACCUGUACGGCCAGUACGACACGCCGCAGCGCGAGGCCAUCGUGGCGGCGGCCUCGCACCUCGCCACGCGGGCCGACCUGCAGCAGGCGGCGGCGGAGGGGGUGGCCACCGGGCUGGCGGCGGCGGCGGCGGAGGGCGGAGGAGCGGCUGGAGGAGGAGGAGGAGGAGAGGCGGGAGGCCUGGGGCGGGGGAGAGGCCUGGGAGGUGCGGACGGCGACUUGCCGGUGCACAUCCCGCCGGUGACGCUCGUGCAGGGCCCUCCAGGCACCGGCAAGACGCACACGGUGCGCGGCAUCCUCAACACCUGGCACAUCAUCCAGUACCACCGCCACCACAGUGCCUGGCUGCGGCGCGCGCGAGACGCCCUCACCAGCAACAGCAGCAACAGCAGUAGCGGCGGCGCCGGGGGCGCGCGCAGUGCGGCGAUGCUUGAAGCCUUCCUGGGUGGCUUUGGAGGAGGUGGCGGCGGCGGCGGCGGAGGGGGAGGAGGCAGCGCUGUCAACGCGGCGGCGGCGGCGAGUCUGAUGGCGGCGCUGAAUGACCCCACGCCGCUAGACGCGCCCAAGCCGCGUAUUCUGGUGUGUGCGCCCUCCAACGCCGCCACCGAUGAGCUACUGGACCGCAUCCUCACAGACGGCUUCUGCGACUUCGGGGGAGCCACGUACAGGCCCAACGUGGUGCGUGUGGGCGCGGAGGAGGCGCCGCUGUCCGCCGCCGUCAAGGCCGUGUGGACGGAGGCCAUGAUUGGGCGCUACGAGGCGCUGGGGCCGGACGCCUGGGCGCUCGCCUACAAGGAGGCGGAGGCGCGGGUGGCCGACUGCCGACUGUACAUGGGCUCACUGGCGGCGCAGCUGGCGGCGAGCAGGGGCGCAGGCGGAGGCGGCGCGGCGGGGGGUGAGGGAGAGGGCGAGGAGCUGGACCGACUGGCGGCCGACCUGGUCCGACUCAACGACAUCCUCAACCGGGCCAGGAACGAGAUCACAAGGCUGGACCGGGCGGGCGACAUGGCCACCUCGGGUGUGGACCGGCUGCCCGGCUACGUGGUGCGGCGGGUGCGUGAGGAGCUGGAGGCCAGCCUGAUGGAGGAGGCAGAGAUGGUGUUCACCACCCUGUCCAGCACGGGCAGGGCGGUGUUCGGGCGCCUCACACGCGGCUUCGACCUGGUGCUCAUAGACGAGGCGGCGCAGGCGUCGUUGUCGGCGUUUGCCUUCCUUGACGGCUACACACUGGGUGUGACGGUGGGCAUCAUCACGCCCUACCGGGCGCAGCGGGACAUGCUGCGGCGCAAGUUCGCAGAGGCGCUUGGGCCGGCGGUGCUGGAGGCGGUCAAGAUCGAGACCGUGGACUCGUUCCAGGGCAAGCAGCUGGAUGUGAUCAUCCUGUCCUGCGUCCGCACCUCCCGCCCCGGCGGCGGCGGCGGCGGUAGCGGCGGUAACGGCGGCGGCGGCGGCGGCGUGGGCUUCCUGGCGGACGUGCGGCGCAUGAACGUGGCCAUCACGCGAGCUAAGCAGGCGCUGUGGGUGCUGGGGCAGUUCGGCGCGUUGAGGCGCGAGCCCAGCUGGUCCGCACUCAUUGAGGACGCGGAGCAGCGCGGCUGCAUCAUCCAGGACGCCGGCGCCGAGGAGCUGUGCCCCGAGUGGGCCGCAUACCGGCAGCGGCUCGACAGCCUGUGGAACCAGCACCAGCACCAGCACCACCAGCACCAGAACCUGCAUGGGCGCGGCGGGAGAGGUGGUGGCGGCGGCGGUGGAGGGCGGGGCCCGCCACCCAGGCAGGCGCUGAUGUCCGUGGGCCCGGGUGCUGGCGGGCCGCCGGCGGCGCACCAGCCGCCGCCGCCGCCGCCGCCCGGCAGGCGGCCAACACCGCCGGCAGGUGCGCUGGCAACAGGGGCGGGGCCGGCGAACGGGCCGGGUGGCCAGGGGCACGUUGUGCAGGGUGGGCAGCUACAGCCGCCGCCACUGCAGCCGGUGCAGGUGCUACAGCCGCCGGGGCUGGGCUCCGCGCCCGGGCAGCCCCAGCCGGCCUUCAUAGUGCUGGCGCCGGGUGCUGCUUACAUGGCGGGCGGCGGCGACGGCCAGCAGCAGCAGCAGCAGGUGGUGCUGAUGCCGCCACAGCUGCCGGUGCAGGUGCAGGUGCAGCAGCCACAGCAGCCACCAGCGCAGCAGCAGCUACAGCCACCACAACAGCAGCAGCUACAGCCGCAGCACUACUUCGUGCCGCCGCCGCAGCCCCACCAAAGCGCCUACCAACCUCAGCAGCAGCAGCAGCAGCAGCAGCAGCAGCAGCCUAUGGACGCAGAGGGUGGGCCACAAGGGCCAGGCACCGCGCCGCCGCCCAAUCACGCAGCCCGCGGCGGCGGCGGCGGCGGCGGCGGCGGCGGCGGUCGUGCCACCCGCGGCGGCCGAGGUCGCGGCGGCCGGCAUCCGCCCGGCGGUGGGUUGGGGCUGCAGCCCGUGGGUGCGGCGCAUACACGGCCGCAGCAGCAGCAGCUGCCCAUGCGACACCAUGGGCAACUCCAGGGCGCUACGGGGUCCGCAGAGGAGGCAGGCGACGGACAUGGACAGGGCGGGGGCGGCACGGGUGGCGGCGGCCGGGGCCAGGGCCGGCGGGGUCUGGCGGGGAUGCUGCCCAAGCACGGUCGUGGCCGUGGUGGGGAGCUGGGGCAGGCGUCUGGCUGGGCUUUGGGGGGCGGGCAGCAGAGGCCACCGUCGCCGCAGCCCCCGCCGUCGUAAUAGUGGAAGGUGUGAAUGCAGGCAGGUGCAAGGGGGUGAUCUGUUGCGCAUUACAGGGGCGGCGGCUGUAGUGAAGGUGGAAGCGGUGAUGGCUGCGACUGAGGCAGGGAGGCGGGAGCUGGGGUACGGCGGCACGCGCCAACCGUACGAGCAGGUGUGGGUGUUGGUGUGGUGCGAGGGGCGGCAGGCCGAAGGGCGGGGCUGCGGCCUGACUGUGCGGCGGCGUUGCAGGACGAGGGCCGGCCACUGCUGGUGCUAGAUUUGGUAGUGCUGCUAGCUGGUGUGUGCCAGUGGUGCUGGGUUGCCGGGCUGGGCGAUUGCCUGACAGUCAUUGCCCCAGGAACUGUACCAGACACGCUCGCCCAAGAUAGAGAGAGA